Messenger RNA from Mya arenaria, 2673 nucleotides. RefSeq names its product melanocortin receptor 3-like. Gene Ontology annotation, cellular component: membrane. The record is from RefSeq and is a predicted model, not a curated record. The transcript has a single exon. Gene Ontology annotation, biological process: G protein-coupled receptor signaling pathway. Lineage: Eukaryota; Metazoa; Mollusca; Bivalvia; Myida; Myidae. Gene Ontology annotation, molecular function: G protein-coupled receptor activity. Bases 479 to 1699 code for a protein of 406 amino acids.
UGCAUUAUCUUCCUACUCGCGGACUCAAUCAUCUUCAUUUUCACAAUAAUUUUCAGCAACAGUAAACGUAUUCUCCACGUUUGACAGUAUAUAAUAGUUUGUUGUCAAGAGAAAAACUGUGUGCAGUUAGGUAACCAGAUAUACUAGUUAAGGUUAUACUGUCUGAUGGUCAUUCGGUUGAAAACAUAGAGAGGAUAUAUAGUGUCUAAACGUCAACUAGAGCGUGAUUGUAUGAACGUUUUACCUGUUAUCAAAUUAAGAUAGAUCGCCGGUGCAUUAAAAAAAACUUUGGAGUAACUGCGGUGACUGAAAUUAAGGCUUGGAAUUAAAUUCAUUUUUUACAAGGAAACAUUAUGUGAGAUAGAUUUGGGAACUUAUAAAUAAACAAAGUGUGGACUAUUAUGUAAGGAAUAUUAAUAUAACGAUUCAGUGAUACUCGGUUGAGCAAAAAGACUAAAGAAAAAGAAGUACAGCCAAGAUGCCUGUUGAACAAUUUAUUGCCUCUAUAGGCGCGAAUGUGUCGUACGAUCAGUAUAGCAAUAUGACUCUUGACUUUCUAACAGAAAUCAUGUGGCCUUUUACAAAGCCAUACAGCCCACUAGCAGAAAAGGCUUUAGUGAAGCCGAUCUAUAUUGUAAUCAUAGUGUUGUGUUCGCUAGCAACGAUAACCAAUUGUGUUGCUAUAGUUUCAACGUGCAGAGUAAAAUACUACCAAACGCUCCAUCUAAAACUGAUAGUAAGUCUUUGUGCGUCGAAUGUUUUAAUUGUCAUCGCAAUUCUUGCAAUGGUCGUCAACAAAAUUGCCAACAGCAAACAUGUGGUAGGGAUGAGCAGUCCCGAGAACCGAGCAACAAACGCAUGCGCGUUUGCAACAGUUAAUUCUCUGAAAAUUAUGGGAUUUCUGACAUCGUUGCUCAAUCUUCUUGCAAUGGCCUUGGACCACUACAUUGCCGUGAUAGUUCCGCUAAGAUACCCGAAAAUCAUGACCAAACCGCUUGGCAUCGUCUUGAUUUGCAUCAUUUGGGUAGUCUCCGCCAUCGGCGGCUUCUCGAAUAUUGUUCUUGGCCUUUUGCAGAACGACAAGUCACGUACCGAGGUUUUCCACUUUUGUGAAUUAGUUAUGUAUGAUCGUUAUAAUGCUGAGAUUUUGGUUUGCAUUAUCACAGCCAUUUUUGUGAUUGCAGUUACUUUUAUUUACAUUCAACUGUGUUGCAAAUUUAGAGCGCUUAAGAAGGAAACACAAAUGACACCCGGCGCCAACUACUCUCUCCAUAAAUACACAGCAAUAAUGACAACGAUAAUCAUUAUUGUGUGUUUCAUUCUUUGUCUGGUUCCUUACAUCGUCUUCCAAAUGAUCAUGAUCGGACUCGUUAAUUUCAACAAGGACGUUGUGUAUACUCUCUUCAACAGCCUCUUGGUCGCCAGCAAAUAUCUACACGUACUCUUGAUCACCAAUUGCUUGGCUCAUCCGUUUAUUUACGCCGUACGUUCAAAGAUCAUGAAGGGAGGCUACAAAAGUUUGUUCAUGGCGAUGAAUAGAGAGAAAAAAAUCACGGGUGGUAACGAACUCGGAGUGUUUGAUGGAACACCUGGACACAGCUCGAAGGCGAUUGGACCGUCGUGUGAAAGAGUAGAUGAACAGAAUGAAGAAGAAAGGGAUGGAGAAUCAGACGCAUUUGUACCUGCUCUUACUAAAUAAAAAGUGGAAAGGAACACUGUUUUGUAAUAAUUGUGUACAGUGGUUGUCACAUUAUUGGCCACGAGUGACAAUGACUUACGCUGAUUAAGGUUAUAUUUAUGACAGCAGAUAAUAAAUUUCAAUGCUGUUGAAAACUGUCUAGACUUUCCCCCAGCUUGUGGAUGUAAUCAAAGUUUCACGCUGACAUUCUUUUUUUUUUCAUUAAAUAAGAUUGUUAGAUUCAGAAAAUGUAUAGAAAUUUAGAUUAACAUGCAUGCAUACAUUGUCUUAGCAUAUAUUGUUUACACUUGAUAUUAUUUCUUGUACGUUUUUAAAACGUGCAAUUCUCUGCAAAUAGCACUAUUUUAUAUAUAUUUCUUAUGUGAAUACUUUUUAUACAAUUGCAAACAAAACUCAUUGUGCUACAAAAACAAAUUAAUACGUUUAUUCAUUUGUUCGCAAUUGUUUUAUUCCUACACAUAUAUUAUAGUAUCACUAUAAAUAAACUUUAGCAGCUAUUGGAAACUAAUCAAUUCUGGUAAAAUACUAACUGGUUAAAAAAAUGAAACCCAAUUUGGAUUUCUUAAAUCAAAUUCCUAUAACAUGCACGAACAAUGCUGCGAAAUGGUAGACUAGUUUAUUUAAAACCUUGCCAGUAAUUACCAUACCGCCGAUAGGUGAAACCGAGUUCGGAGCUUUUAUAGAAAACGCUCAAAUUCGACAUAAUGCCAAGUUUUAAGUGGCUAUCAUAUCGAUAUGACACACACACAUUACUCGAAGCAUUUUCAAGGAAAGCAAUUUUGAUGAGGGUAUUAUAGUUGUGGUGUUUGUAUUUGUGUAUGUGAUGUUGUUAUGUUUGUAUCUGUAGUUCAUUGUCGAUUGGGACUCUUUCUUGUGCCACUAAACAGUGACUAAUCAUUAAUGUUCGACUACUGGGCUUGUCCCUUUUUUGUAUUAUUGCAAGAUAUAGUCGAUUCUGAAGGUGGCGUUGGUAU